This is a messenger RNA of Chironomus riparius, 1018 nucleotides long. The record is from the annotation of a GenBank genome assembly. NCBI's taxonomy places the organism in Eukaryota, Metazoa, Arthropoda, Insecta, Diptera, Chironomidae.
AAAGGAUUCACAUUAUUUUAAAAUUAUUUUGCAAAGAUCAAAAAUGAAGCAGCUCGAGAGGAUUCUUUCUUAUAUUAAUCCAUUUUUCUUUUACUAUUCUGUCAUUUAUGGAAUCAGCAAAGUUUAUGAAACAUCUUUUCAUACUGAAAGUGUUUGGCAAAUGUGUUGGGAUAGAACUAGAGAAACUUUUGGUGAUGAUAAACGAACUUAUAUUAUAUGGGGUUUAAAUGCUUACACAACGAUUCUUUAUUGGACAUUGGGAUUCAUAAUAAUUAUAAUGGAAAGAAUGAAAAGGCCAAAAGUUCUUGAUAACUACAAAAUACAAGCGAAUACGAAUGAAACAGAAAAUAAUGAAAAAUUGAUUAAGGUCGUUAGAGUUGUAUUUCGUAAUCAAGGAGUUGCUCUUAUUAUAUCCAUGGUUGCUUACAAACUUGAUAACAAUUUUCUUGGUAUAUCAAUUUCUCCGGAACUUCCAACUUUCUUCAUUACAAUGCGAGAUCUUUUAAUCUGCUUCUUUUCUCAAGAAAUAUUCUUUUAUUAUUCACAUCGAAUGCUUCAUUACAAAAGAUUUUAUUGGCUACAUAAACAGCACCAUGAGUUUAUUGCCCCAAUUGCCAUUGCAGCUGAAUAUUGUGGAGUAGUUGAACACAUUUUAAGUAACUUACUGCCGGUAGUUAUUGGCUUUAAAUUUGUGAACGCUCAUGUGACAACUGCUGUUUUAUGGCUUACAAUUGUGAUUGUAACAACAUUAAGUGACCAUUCAGGAUAUCAUCUUCCAUUUAUGCAUAGCUCUCGAUUGCAUGAUUAUCAUCACCUAAAGUUUAAUGUUAAUUAUUCCGUCUACGGAUUUCUGGACAAAUUACAUGGAACUUAUGGACACUUUGAGACAUCAAAAAGCUACAAAAAUCAUCGAACUUUAUUUUCUUUGUCGCCUUUAAAGGAUGACUAAAUAAUAUUUUACGUAAGACUGAUUAAAUUGUUGAUUAAAAAUAAGUCAUGUUAAUGUCAUCAGGCCAAU